GUGUAAAUUACAUUUGUCAAAAUUAAACUCAGAAAAUAUAUAUUCAGUGAAGAGAAAGAGAGGUGUGGGAAGUAAACUGUGCAUUCUAAUCUGCAGAGUGCAUCAGCAUUGGAUCUGGAAACGCGUGGAAGAAGAAGAAAUGGCUCGCGCAGGAGGGAUAACAAACGCAGUGAACGUGGGAAUCGCAGUGCAAGCCGAUUGGGAGAACCGCGAAUUCAUCUCUCACAUUUCUCUCAACGUUCGUCGCCUCUUCGACUUCCUCGUCCAAUUCGAGGCUACGACGAAGAGCAAGUUGGCGUCUUUAAAUGAGAAGCUGGAUGUGUUGGAGCGGAGAUUGGAGCUGCUUGAAGUUCAAGUGGGCAAUGCUUCGGCCAACCCUUCUCUUUUUGCCACAUGAUUUUUGUGUUUCAUGUGUUUUCACUUGUGCUGUGAGCUUACAUAUUCGCCGUUCUUGUGCCGCCCUCUCUGUUCUCAUUUGUGACAUACUUUCAUGACAGACUCAAUCACUUGAGGUCUGGGAAAUCACUCAUCUCAGACUCUUAGUUGUAGUAAUGGAAAGAAUACAUCAAUUGAUUUAGAGUAUUAUUUUACCUUCCAUUUUCUAGGGAAAAGGAAGCUCAGUUGGCAGAAUAUGGAAUUCUUCCUCUAGAUAGAAAUGGAUAAUAUCGGUUUCCUUAGUUUGACAUUUUCCAUAUACAGCUUAAGGAAUGUUAUUACUAUCCCUAACAUAU
Glycine soja is the source of this 731-nucleotide messenger RNA. Its product is annotated as protein BRICK 1. The record is from RefSeq and is a predicted model, not a curated record. The transcript is spliced from 3 exons. The coding region runs from base 140 to 397 and encodes 85 amino acids. Gene Ontology annotation, molecular function: protein-containing complex binding. Lineage: Eukaryota; Viridiplantae; Streptophyta; Magnoliopsida; Fabales; Fabaceae. Gene Ontology annotation, biological process: regulation of actin polymerization or depolymerization; cell motility; actin filament organization. Gene Ontology annotation, cellular component: SCAR complex.